AUGUACCCAGUGGCAUUAAGAUCAGACAUCGAGAAGAUGUUUCGACACAUUAUAGUGGCCUCAGAGGAGCAAUAUCUACAACGAACCCUGUGGCAACCACCUGGCACGACAUUCGCGUCCCAUCGUAGAUUACUAUCGGAUCUAUACAGCGACAGUGGCAAUACCUUCAAAGGAACCGAACGUGAACUCUGGAAAUUCAUAGACGAAUUGUACCAGAAUGCCAACGUGCAAGCUAACAUCGCAACCAAGAAAAUCGAGUGGCACUUCAUCCUUCCCACCUCUCCAUAUUUCGGCGGACUUUGGGAAGCAGGAAGGAAGUCAGUGAAAAACCUGAUAAAAGAAUUACUGGACGACUGCAUGCCCAACUUCGAGGAAUGGACUACCCUGCUCAGUAAAAUCGAGUGCAAUUGGAAUUCGAGACCACUUGGACGCCUCCGCGAUGACCCUGAAGACAUCGUUGUCUCAACUGCCGGACACUUCCUCAUCGGUAGACCAUUGAACGCUGUUCCAGUCUCCUCCACAUGA
Messenger RNA from Diachasma alloeum, 525 nucleotides. RefSeq lists its product as uncharacterized. Bases 1 to 525 code for a protein of 174 amino acids. The record is from RefSeq and is a predicted model, not a curated record. NCBI's taxonomy places the organism in Eukaryota, Metazoa, Arthropoda, Insecta, Hymenoptera, Braconidae. Gene Ontology annotation, molecular function: nucleic acid binding. The transcript has 2 exons.